AUGUCUAAAGGCAUCAACAACGUGAAAGGCUUUACCAGGCAUCAUUGCCUAUACCACGGGUGCAAGAAGCGCUUUUCCGGUGUGACGAGAAACAACAACGGGAAGCCCGAGAAGCCCGAGCAGAGAAGGACAGCAAAGAGAAGGACAUUUGCUCAACUAUCGCGGACUUACAACGCUCGGCAAGCCUACAGCUCAUGCAAUCGUGGGAGGAAGAAGGGCCGUCGAUGGGUAGAUUUACCUCCAGCACAAAAUCAGAGGUCACGAUCCAGAUAA
Messenger RNA from Aspergillus puulaauensis, 273 nucleotides. RefSeq lists its product as uncharacterized. The record is from RefSeq and is a predicted model, not a curated record. Lineage: Eukaryota; Fungi; Ascomycota; Eurotiomycetes; Eurotiales; Aspergillaceae. Bases 1 to 273 code for a protein of 90 amino acids. The transcript has 3 exons.